AUGACUCACGUUGACUCUUUGUCUUAUGCUCUGCCAAAUUCUCGUUUUACUUUCAUCCGAUCGUGUCUUUUCAUAGAAGGAAAUAGGCUUCCGCAAAUGGUCACGAGACUCGGGACGUGGCCACACGUAAAGACAUUUCUAUUCACCGUUUCGAAUUUGCCAUUUCCCAGUCACCGUUUCGAAUUUGCCAUUUCUCAGUCACCGUUUCGAAUUUGCCAUUUCCCAGUCACCGUUUCGCCAUUUCUCAGUCACCGUUUCUUUGCCAUUUCCAGUUUCACCGUUUCGCAUUUGCCAUUUCUCAGUCACCGUUUCAAUUUGCCAUUUCCCAGUCACCGUUUCCAAUUUCCAUUUCUCAGUCACCGUUUCGAAUUUGCCAUUUCCCAGGCACCGUUUCAUUUCCCAGUCACCGUUUCGCAUUUGCCAUUUCUCAGUCACCGUUUCGAAUUUGCCAUUUCCCAGUCACCGUUUCGAAUUUGCCAUUUCUCAGUCACCGUUUCGAAUUUGCCAUUUCCCAGUCACCGUUUCGAAUUUGCCAUUUCAGCCAUUUUCAAUUUGCCAUUUCAGUCACCGUUUCAAUUUGCCAUUUCCCAGUCACCGUUUCGAAUUUGCCAUUUCUCAGUCACCGUUUCAAUUUGCCAUUUCUCCAGGCACCGUUUCGAAUUUGCCAUUUCCCAGUCACCGUUUCGCAUUGCCAUUUCUCAGUCACCGUUUCGCAUUUGCCAUUUCUCAGUCACCGUUUCGCAUUUGCCAUUUCCUCAAUUUGCCAUUUCUCAGUCACCGUUUCGAAUUUGCCAUUUCCCAGUCACCGUUUCGCCAUUUCUCAGUCACCGUUCACCGUUUCCAUUUCUUUCGAAUUUGCCAUUUCUCACCGUUUCGAAUUUGCCAUUUCUCAGUCACCGUUUCGAAUUUGCCAUUUCCCAGUCACCGUUUCGAAUUUGCCAUUUCCCAGGCACCGUUUCAAAUUUCUACUUCUUUAUUAUAAAAUUACUAGCCGGAUUACCUGCGCCUUGA
Acanthosepion pharaonis is the source of this 1011-nucleotide messenger RNA. Lineage: Eukaryota; Metazoa; Mollusca; Cephalopoda; Sepiida; Sepiidae. The record is from the annotation of a GenBank genome assembly.